GAAAAGGGUGGGGAUGGGCGCGGCUUCCUGAUCACUCCGUUACUAGGCAACGGGAUGCUGCGGCUUGAAGCGGCGGAGCUGAAUGCUUGGGGCAAGACAGUUGAUAGAGAGGUCUUAGGCAACAAAAAUGAGCCCCGGCUACCUUCCAGCUCCUCGCCAAAAGCUGUGCUCGGUUCUGUUCCAGAAAAGCAUCUUGAGGAAGAGGAUGAAGUUGACUCCGUUCUCCUGUCAGCAUCCAAGAUCCUGAAUUACUCUGAGGGGGUGAAAGAGUGUGGGGUCAGUGAACCAGGCUAUAGCUGCAUAUCAGAACCAGAAAAUCAAAUCCAGCCACAGUCAGCCCUGAAAGUCCUCCAGCAUCAGCUGCAGUCGUUUCAAGCGCUGCGGAUGCAGACUCUACAGAACGUCAGCAUGGUACAGUCUGAAAUCAGCGAAAUAUUGAACAAAAGUAUUGUUGAAGUAGAAACCCCACAACUGAACUCAGAAAAAACUGUAGUAUUCAGCAUGCACCCUGAAAGGGAUUUGCCUAAUGAGAAGCAAGAAGAAAUGCUUUCUAUCAAGAAAAGUCAUUUUGAGGACCCUAAGACUCUUCAUUCAUUGGAAGAAAACGUUAGUAGUCAUAACGGCAGCAGUAUCUCUCAAAGCAUAAAUAUUCCACCCCAGAUACAGGUCAAAGACAUGUUACCUCUGGAGAGCCUGAGAACUGCUGCACAUAACUCACCUCCCACCAAAGCACUGGGCGCUUCGGACCAGCCUGACACCGUGAAGACUCUCAGUCUUCAUCAGUUUCUACCGCCCAUUCCCCAGACUGUGCCGCCUCCUACUGCGCCUAUGACUCUGGAUAAAUCCGCGAUCACUGUGCCUUUUCUGAAGCAUGAAUUUUCUGAGAACCUAGAUGAUAUCUGUCACUCCAUUAAACAGAUGAAAGAAGAGCUUCAAAAGUCAAACGACAGGGAGCUGGCGCUUACAAAUGAACUUCACACUUUCCGGGCGGAUGCAAAUAUGCAAAGUCACGUUAAAUACGAGCUGCUUCCCAUUCAUAGUUCAAAGCUUAACUUUAUUCAGGAAGCAAAUGUGGAAGGUAACCUAAGCGAAGACCUCAAGUCAAAGAGAAUUUCUGAAUUAGAAGCUUUAGUGAGUAAAUUACUCCCAGUCAGGGAAACCGUGUCAAAAUUGCAUUUAAAUUUCUGUAGGAAAUGUAAAAAAUUAUCUAGAAGUGAAAUAUGCCGGGCGAAAAGGAAUGAGAAGAGUAAAGACAUCCCUAUCACCAGCAAGAAUAUUAUGGAUUUAAAAUUCCACUCCCGAGCUCCAAGACACACGCUGUCAUUCCUUGAUCCGGUGAAACAGGAAACGAAGGACAAAGAAAAAGAACCACUUGCAGUAAACCAAGGAGCGAUAACGUUUGAAACCGAGAAGACACCCAAAGCCACCUGCGUCACUGAGCAGUGCGCUGCCAAGAUUCAUUACCUACAGAAUUACCUAAAAGAAUCCAUGCAGAACCAGAAAAAGGUGACAGAACUGGAGAAUGAAAACCUGGCCCUUCGGACCAAAAUGAAGCCCCUCAUCUUCACCACGCAAUCGCUGAUACAGAGGGUUGAAACCUACGAGAAGCAGCUGCGGUCUCUGGUUGCAGAAAAGAGCGCCCUCCAGGCCAAGUUAGCUAAAGCGGCGGAAGAAAACCACGACUGCCUCCGGGAACUGAAGAAAAUCGUCAGCACGUACAACGUCCUCCAAGGUCAACACAAAAUGCUAGAGGAAAAAAAUUGUCAACUUUCCCUGGAAAAGCAACAGAUGACAGAAACAGUGGAUCACUUCAAGAGUAGGGACCACAAGUCCCAAAAUGACGUGGCCGUUCUCAAAAACGAAAACAAUAGAAUGAAUAUAGAAAUAGAAGCGAUGAAAACGAAUAUGCUGUUGCUACAAGACGAAAGAGAAAUGCUAGAAAAAAACAUGUACCAACUUCUGAAAGACAAAGGCGCGCUGGAGAGCGACCUGAAGGAGAGCAAGCUCGAGAUGCUACAGCUCAAGGAGAAAGAGAGGCUGGCGGAAGCCGAACAGCAGUCUCUUCUGCACAUACUCGAAGCGGCUAAAACCGAGAAACUGAAUCUCGAGGCAACAUUACAAGAAUCGGCUUCUGCCAGGCAGACGCUGGAAAGAGAACUGGAGGCCUUUCAAACCUACCAGUCGGCGGCGGAAGAGACUCUCCGGGAAGAAAUCAAAAGCGCCAAAUCGGAGACCAGCAUUUACAAAAACAACUUGGCGGAGAUCAGCAAGGAGUGUGAGAUGUUAUCCAAAAUGGUCAUGGAGAUCAAGACGGACAACCAGAUCCUGAAGGAAGAGCUUAAGAAACACAGCCAAGAGAGCACCAAGUUUGAAAACAGCAUCAGCCGGCUCACUGAAGACAAGGUGCUUUUGGAGAACUACGCGCGGAGCGUAGAAAACGAGAGGGACACGUUGGAAUUUGAGAUGCGGAAUCUUCAGCGAGAGUAUCUGAGUCUAAGCGACAGAGUCUCCAGUCACAACAACAGCAGCCCCUCAAAGUCAGCUUCUAUUUCAAGAAGAGAGAAAUUCUACUUUGACAACUAUGCUGCCUAUGAAGACGCCGCCAGUCCUAGGAGUAGGCAUUUGGCUCCCGAUUUGAAAGGGAUUCCACAUAAACUGUAUCAACGACUUCCAUCCAGGAUAUGUAAAUAAACUUCAAAAGAUA
Molecule: messenger RNA, 2704 nt
Organism: Myodes glareolus (Bank vole)
Lineage: Eukaryota; Metazoa; Chordata; Mammalia; Rodentia; Cricetidae
Gene: Ccdc110
Product: coiled-coil domain containing 110
Cellular component (GO): cytoskeleton
Source: RefSeq, a predicted model, not a curated record